AUCAAAGCAGCAGCAUUCCAUGUAAUUGUUGUUGUUUCAACGAAGCAAACAUCGAAACGACGCCUGAAAAAUUAAGCGACUUUAGUUGGAUAUCUUGAGCCAAGCGAAAUGGAUGUGCGUCGUUUGAUUGAAGAAGUUCGUAAAAGACCGGAAUUGUGGAAUAUGCAGUACAGGAGCACAAUGCGAACACCAAAUAAAAUGCAGCCAUUGUGGCAAGAGGUGGCUGAUGCUAUCAAUGUGGAAAAUGUUGAAGAUUGCAAACGUAAAUGGAAAAAUUUACGCGACAGUUAUCGUCGCUAUGUGAGUCGCUGCAAAAGGGAGGGUAAGACCUUUAUACCCAAAGGACAAUUUUUUGAUUACAUGGAAUUUAUUCGCGAGCAGCGUCGUUAUAGAAAAUCAAAAUCUGCAGCUAAUCAAGACCAACAGACCAAUGAAGAAAAUCAACGCCCUGAUUCUCAAGCCCAAGGUAAUGGCCAAAUUAAAUGCGAGCCCAUUGAAAUAAGCGAUUUUGAAGAAGAUUCUGAGCUGGAGAGCUGUGAAGACAAUGAUGAUUUAUCAAUGGAUGAAUUCCAGAAUAUACCAAUACAGGAAUUAUCAAAUAAUAGCACACCCACGCAUAAUUUCAACAACACAGAAGAAGGGAAACCACCAACAGUUGUUGGUGUUGAGGAAUUAUCAAAUAACAGCACACCAAGACAUAACUUCAAUAGCACAGAAGAAGAGAAACCAUCCACAGUUGUAAUUUUUAAUGCAAUAGAACAAAGAGCGUUGGAGGGAAAUCAUCCGAUUCCUCUAAAACCAGAUCAAAAGGAGCAAAAUUUUGAAUUUCAUAAGCAGCAAACUUUAAGCUGCCCAGAAAACAUGCAGGACUCUGAACUGAAUUUUCUUAUUAGCUUCUUACCCCAUUUGAAGAAAAUGAAUGAUUUGCAAAAUCUGCAAUUUCGCGUCAAAAUGAGUGAAUUGGUAUGGGACAUUUUGUCCCCAAGCUUAACAAUGUCUAACACGCCAUAUAAAACAUGAGGAGGACAUUCUUUGUAAAAAAUGUUAUGUAGCAACUUAACCAUACUCAUAAUUUUUUAUAAAAUAUUUUUUGUAAAUAUUAUUUAUUAAUUACAUGUUUUACAAAAAUAACAUUGUUCAUAAAAAAAUGUUUGUAUAGCUUAUUUCACUAAAAUUGGAUUGAUUUGA
Molecule: messenger RNA, 1188 nt
Organism: Stomoxys calcitrans (stable fly)
Lineage: Eukaryota; Metazoa; Arthropoda; Insecta; Diptera; Muscidae
Exons: 2
Coding region: 109-1020 (303 amino acids)
Biological process (GO): regulation of transcription by RNA polymerase II
Cellular component (GO): nucleus; transcription regulator complex
Molecular function (GO): DNA binding
Source: RefSeq, a predicted model, not a curated record